GGAAUGGCAUAUGACAGUCAGCCCCACCCAAAAUGUUUGGAAGGGACCUGGGUAGAUCUCCUCAAAUACAUCCAUGGAUUCCUGGAUGACACAAAGAAGAAUCAGCUCUUGUGGCUGCAUGGCAUAGCAGAUGUUGGAAAGUCUGCUGUUGCAUUCACUGUAGCUGAGAGGAUGAAAGGUCUAAAAGUAACAGCAGAGACAAACAUUGAAAAGUGGCUAGCAGGGACAUUCUUUUUCUCAUGCAAGCACAUGCAACAUUGCACGACUGGCUAUUUUUUUGCAAUGCUUGUCUAUCAGCUUGCCACCAACUUCCCCAACAUCUGGAAUGAUGUGAAUAGAACUAUCCAUGACAAUCCUGCUCUACUAGACCCAGACACACCUCUUUGUGACCAGAUGGAGGCCCUCCAGACCCUUCAGUCAUUUUUCAUGUAGAACCCCUGCCCCGGAUGUGCCAAAGGGUCAUAGAAUCAUGGCUAGCCAGUCCUCAGCCGGUGCAUGUAGAAUAAGUGCUGGCUGGUGUACUAUCUGAUUAUCA
Suillus subaureus is the source of this 535-nucleotide messenger RNA. RefSeq lists its product as uncharacterized. Lineage: Eukaryota; Fungi; Basidiomycota; Agaricomycetes; Boletales; Suillaceae. Bases 4 to 432 code for a protein of 142 amino acids. The record is from RefSeq and is a predicted model, not a curated record. The transcript has a single exon.